UCAUUAUCAUUAUCAUCUCAGCAUGUCACCUCAGUAAUGAGAGCAGAGUCAUAGGGGGGAAGACAGACCCAGAAAGUAGCAGUAAGGACAGAUAGUUGUUGAGACACCACUGAUAUCAGCAUUUAUUUACACUUUAUUGAGAGAAGAGAAGAGAAGAGAAAACUUUCCUUUGGACAGUGUUUCCCUCUACAGCAUGGCGGUCAGGUGGAACCUCCUGAUUCUGGCUCUGCACCUUUCCCUCCCUGUAGUCCUGUCCUGCCAACCAGGAUUUAUUAUGCUUGACAACAAAUGUAUAGACAUAGAUGAAUGUGUUGACAUUGAUGUUAAUCCUGGUUCUGGACCAUGUCACAUGUAUUCCACUUGUGUGAACACAGAAGGAAGCUACUCUUGCGAAUGUUUUGAUGGUUUCAGCUCAAAAUCAAGUACACAAUGUGCAGAUAUCAAUGAGUGUUCGACCCAAAAAGACAUCUGUGGACCGAACGCUGAAUGUAAGAAUACAAUUCCACAUUAUUCCUGCACCUGUAAGGAAGGAUUCAUUUCCACAGCAGGAAGAAAGACUUUUGGCCACAUUGACAAAGAUACAUGUACAGAUGUUGACGAAUGUAAAGUUGACAAGGUGUGUGAUCAGAAUGCAACAUGCAACAACACACUGGGCAGUUAUCACUGUUUCUGCAACCCUGGCUUUGGACUGACAUCUGGCCAGUCGUACUAUACUGGGACACAGGGUCAAUGUGAAGACAUAUGUAAGGUUGAUAAGACAAUCUGUGGAAAUGGAACCUGCCACCGUGGAGCUAAUGGUCAUCACUGUGCUUGCCAUGCUGGAUUUACCAACUAUGGCAACAAUGGGUCUCGCUGCACUGCGUUAAACUGUGAUGUUUACAAAGAUACAAGCUAUCUGAGAGCGACAUUUCCUGUUGCACACGACCUGGUGGUGCAGUUGAAUAAAAGCUGUCUAGAGCUGACAGAAAGUGAGGAUUCAACAGAGCUGGACGGAGAGGAAUUACUCAAGAGACUGUUGUCUGUCAUCGACAAUCUCUUGUCCGGUGAAACCUUCAGCGAUAACAGGAAAGUCUCCAUCUUUCUUGACUUGGUGGAAAACACACUGAAGCUCAUAGGACCUUUCAUGAAGCCCCCAGGAACCAAAAUAUCAUCUACUCACACAGAGCUGCAGCUGCUGCUGCAUAAGGGAGCUGACUUACCCCAAGGAGCUGUGGUUUUAUCAUCAAUGCAAGCUCAGCUGGACAUGCAGAUGGAGACAGCUGCAGGAGAUCCUUCCUCUUACCCUGGCUUUACAGCAGUGUCCCUGCUAAGCUAUGCAAACCUGGAAGGCUCUGCAGAGGGUUUCUACAGUGGAAUGAAACCAAAAGGAAAGGAACGUUUUAAGAUCAACUCUAAAGUAGUGACUGUUUCUGUCAGCAACACAAACACAAGCCAUCUCCAAGAGCCUAUCAAGUUAACCUUUAACCACCUGGAAAAGAGAAACCAAACCCACGCGUGUGUGUUCUGGAACUCCUCAGAGGAAGGGGGGACGUGGUCUGCUCGUGGCUGCAGUGUGGUGGAGUCCAAUCCUGAAUACACUGUGUGCUCCUGCAACCAUCUGAGCAGCUUUGCUGUGCUCAUGGCACUUUAUGACUUGAAGGACAGGUUUGAGUUAGAGCUGAUCUCAUGGGUGGGUCUUUCCCUGUCACUUAUCUGCCUCUUCAUCUGCAUCCUGACGUUCUGGUUUAUACGCUCCAUCCACAGCCCCAGAACAACCAUCCACCUUCACCUAUGCAUCAGUCUCUUCAUUGCCAACCUCAUUUUCCUCGUAGGCAUCUCUCGUACAGAAAACCCGGUUGGCUGUGCAGUGGUUGCCGGGUUGCUGCAUUUCUUCUUCCUGGCUGCAUUUUGCUGGAUGUGCCUGGAGGGCAUACAACUCUUCAGGAUGGUAAUCCUGGUCUUUAACACCAACUUCAAAACCCUCUACAUGAUGGCAGGUGGCUAUGGAGUCCCAGCUGUAAUCGUCGCUAUCUCUGCCUUAGUUAACGCCAAGGGAUACGGCACUGAUAGACAUUGCUGGUUGAAGCUGGAUUUCAUUUGGAGUUUCUUUGGCCCCGCCUGUGUCAUCAUCAUUAUAAACAUUUUCUUCUUUCUCAUGACUGUGUGGAAAUUGGCACAGAAGUUCUCAAGAUUACACCCUGACCUGGACAAUCUGCAGAAAAUAAAGGUUUUCACCAUUACUGCAGUGGCUCAGCUGUGUGUGUUGGGCACCAUGUGGAUCUUUGGAUGUUUCCAGUUUGAGGAGGGCACCAUUGUAAUGUCCUACCUGUUUACCAUCUUUGGCAGCUUGCAGGGGGUCAUGCUCUUCGUCAUUCGUCAUUCGUCUAAACAGGUGAGGGAGGAGUAUGGAAACAUCCUGUCAAAAUGCUGUGCACCCAGGAAGAAGACAUACUCAGAGUCAAGCUCAUUCCAACUCCAGCAAAGCUCGAGGAUCCAAGAGCAGCCAUGAAAACAGAGAGUCUCAAGUCUGGGGUGUUGUGCAGUCACAGGGUCCACUCAUUUCCUGAGGACUGCAAUCACAAACAUAAAGUCAACUACUGCCCUGCCAUUAGAAGCCAAUGCACCAGAUUGCUUCACUGCAAUUGUGCAUCGAAUAUUUAAAAAAAAAAAGCUUUUAUGUGGUGUAUCUUGGUCAUUGUAUUUUAAAAGUAUUAAAAUGGAACAUUGCUGCAAAAAUAUAAUUUUUGGGUUAAAUCACAAUUAAUCGCAUUUUAAUCGCAUUUUUUGAAUUCCUGUAUUUUGCAUUACAAAACAUACUCUAUGGUAUAUAGGUGACAUUAACUUAACAAUGGAAAAAUGAACUUGUUUCGGAUUAAAAGGAAAUGAAACAGCUAAAAGGAACGAUAAAAAAGUGAAUUAUUUGAUUAGGGGCUGUGGCUCAGUGGUAGAGUUGGUCAUCUCUCAAUUGGAAUGUGGAAUUUGAUCCCCAGUUAAUCAACUUAUUUAAUUCUUUAUAGAGUAAGGAUUUUCCUUUUUAAUAAGGAAUGAUAUCAGUGGGAAUAACCUAUAUAUAUUAUAUAUAUAUAUAUAUAUAUAUAUAUAUAUACUGCUAUAUAUUUUAGCAGAGCUGUACAGAUAUUUCAUGAUGUCUGCAGGGACUCUGCUUAUGAACCCCUGCUGCUCAGGCGCCCCCUGUGCGUAGUCCCCUCACUCUGAAAUCUCUCUAAUAUAAUGCAUGUUUGUAUUUAGGGCCUAUGUGUGUGAUUAGCAUAUCUGUCAAUACAGAGCGUAAACCUGAAUUGGCCCUCAGGGAUUAAUAAAGUAUACACAAUUUGAAAAACAUAAAUAAAGAAUUAAUCUAAAUAGCAAUUUAUGCAACUCAUAUGGACUUCAAAUGUAAGUUAAAGAAAGUAUGUAAAUAUUUCUUGUCAAUUUGAUUUGUAUAACAGUAAGUGACUGCAUUCCUUCUCCAUUCAGCAUGAUGAAACAUUAUGGUUAAUGUGUCAUUUCUAAUUGAAAAGGUAGUUUAUGUACAUAUUUCAGGAAUAUAUUUCCUUAUUAUUGUCUGUUAGACUAUUAGCAAUGUUUUAAACACUGGUUUAAGAUUGAUCAUUGAUCAAAAACAAUGUCUUGUUAACGAUCAGCAUUUUUUAUUUAUUUUCUUCAGUAGGUAAAUUCUUAAAAUUUGUGUUUUUUUAUGUUUUCUUUCCACUGUUUUUAUACUUUCUGAAAGCUUUUAUUAAAUAAAUAUUUUUCUCAUGCCUGAA
Labrus mixtus (cuckoo wrasse) is the source of this 3746-nucleotide messenger RNA. Its product is annotated as adhesion G protein-coupled receptor E1-like. Gene Ontology annotation, biological process: cell surface receptor signaling pathway; adenylate cyclase-activating G protein-coupled receptor signaling pathway. The coding region runs from base 194 to 2488 and encodes 764 amino acids. The record is from RefSeq and is a predicted model, not a curated record. The transcript is spliced from 19 exons. Gene Ontology annotation, cellular component: membrane. Gene Ontology annotation, molecular function: calcium ion binding; G protein-coupled receptor activity. Lineage: Eukaryota; Metazoa; Chordata; Actinopteri; Labriformes; Labridae.